Helobdella robusta is the source of this 1131-nucleotide messenger RNA. RefSeq lists its product as hypothetical. Gene Ontology annotation, biological process: intracellular protein transport. Gene Ontology annotation, cellular component: cortical actin cytoskeleton. The record is from RefSeq and is a predicted model, not a curated record. NCBI's taxonomy places the organism in Eukaryota, Metazoa, Annelida, Clitellata, Rhynchobdellida, Glossiphoniidae. The transcript is spliced from 8 exons. Gene Ontology annotation, molecular function: small GTPase binding; actin binding; myosin binding. The coding region runs from base 1 to 1131 and encodes 376 amino acids.
AUGAAUAUUUACAUGCUAAAUGAUUUUUCAUAUACUUUCUGGAGGCACAGAUCAACAAACAUGGUCCAGCCAAUAGGAUAUCAGGAUUUGACGGAAGAGGAGUGUGACGUCAUCCUUGGCGUCAUCCAGAGAGAUAUGGAGUUGAGGAGGAGGGAUAAGGACAGGAUCGAGCACUUGGAAAAAAACGCGGAGACGCAAACGAAGCGAGCCAAAUUGUUGGCAUCCAAUCCGAACUUCAGUGAGACAUGCUGCCUAAAUUGCUGUUCAAGGUUUUUCAUAUUCUUCAAUCCCAAAAUGCACUGCUCGAGGUGCAAGUAUUAUUACUGCAAGAAGUGCGUGUUGCUGGACUCUGCUGGCGGAAUGACAUGUCUGAUAUGCGACAACGAAAUCAGUGUGCAGAAACUGACGAAUGAUUGGUUCUACGGGAAGGUAAAGGAGCGCUUCAAAACAUCCGGCAGUGAUAAAGUCGUUAAGAAGAUUGGCGGGAAAAAACCUGAGGAUACAUCGGGAAGAGAUUCUGGCCAUCAAAGAAAAACAUCCCUCGAUUCACAACGUGUUACAUUAGCCAUGAUAGCGAACAUGCUACCAGAAGAAUCAAGGAUUGGCGAUGUCAUUUGUACUGGUGACCAUGGUUAUGGUGAUGAAAAAAAAGGAGGAGGCAACAACAACAACAAAACAAACAUUAACCAUAGUGAUGACGACGACGACGAUGAUGACGUUGAUUUAGACGCGCUAAUGAGAUUUGCACAAACCAAUAAAAAGUACAACAACAACAGAAAAUACAACAACAACAACAACAACAACAACAACUACGUUGAUGAUGACGACGACGACGAUGUAGAUUUAGAAUCACUGAGACGAUUCGCCAAGAACAAAAGCACUCAGCCAUUCCUCCCUCCCCUACCAACCUACAACCCAGACUACAAACCCCAAAACAGCGAUGAUAACGAUCCAAAUAACAGUCUUGAUAAUGAUAACAAUGAUGAUGAUGAUGACGACGGCGGUGCGACUAAUAACCGAUACGGAAUGAUUAUCGAUCCGGAUUUUGACGUCAUCUCUUUCUGCUCGUCAUCGUCUGCAUCCAGUUUGAACAAGGAUAAAAUUGUAUGUCCGUUUGGCGAAGGAAAUUAA